CCUGAUGCUGCGUGACGCGACGGGAAAAGGGGGAGCUCGCAGCCGGUGGCGGCGGUGGCGACAGCGGCGACCCGGGGAUCGAGCUGGAGGGACCUGGGGACAGUGCCGAAACCUCUAGCUCUAGCGUGAGGGACCCCACGCCGGGAUGCCUGGGGAGCAGAUGGACCCUACUGGUAGUCAGUUGGACUCAGAUUUCUCUCAGCAAGAUACUCCUUGCCUGAUAAUUGAAGAUUCUCAGCCUGAAAGCCAGGUUCUAGAAGAUGAUUCUGGUUCUCACUUCAGUGUUAUUUCCCGACACCUUCCGAAUCUACAGACCCACAAAGAGGACCCUGUAUUGGAUGUUGUGUCCAAUCCUGAACAGACAGCUGAACAGGGAGACCAAAAUAGUGGGCUGAGUGAACAUUUGAAAGAAAACAAGGCUACAGACCCUGUGGAUUCUUCUCAUUUGGAUACAUGUAGUUCCAUCAGUCAGGUCAUUGAACGGUUACCUCAGCCAAACAGGACUAGCAGUGUCGUGGGGAUGUCCCUGGAACCUAUCCCUGCUGUCGGGGAAGAGAAGGAAGAGGAGUCGGCAGAGCAGGGGACAGAGGGAGUGGAAGAAGACACUUCAGCGGAUCCCACACACUCCCUGAGUGCUGAAGAUCCUGCUUCCUCACAGCUGGGCUUUGGGGUCCUAGAACUCUCUCAGAGUCAGGAUGUGGAAGGACGUACUGUGCCGUACGAAGUGGACAGAGAGCAACCACAGUUAAUCACCACCGCCUCUGCCUAUACCAGGCUCUCCAAUGUGGAUGCAGAUGCUGCAGUUAAGCAUGAAGAGCGGUGUGGUGGAGAUGCUCCUGUGACACUGCAGCCCAGUCAAGUUGGGCACGUGGUGGAAGAGCCAAGUCCAGCAGUGGGAAGGUCAGAAGACCUGCCUUCUAGUCCCAAAGUGUCUCAUGCUGCUAUGGAAACAAAAGAACAGACAUCUGUUCAAGAACUUCUGGAAGGUGAAUUACAGAUUGAGAAAUCACCAGAGCCUGAGGUUUUUUCAACUCAGGAAGACUUGUUUGACCAGAGCAAUAAAACAGCUUCUGAUGGUUGCUGUACUCCUUCAAAGGAGGAAGGUGGAUGUUCUCUGGCUUCCACACCUGCUACCACUCUGCAAGUCCUGCAGCUCUCUGGCCAGAGAUCCCUUGUACAGGAGAGUCUGUCCAUGAAUUCCUCAGAUCUUGUUGCUCCUUCCCCUGAUGCUUUCCGAUCUACCCCUUUUAUCGUUCCUAGCAGUCCCACAGAGCAAGAAGGGAGAAAAGAUGAGCCAGUGGAUAUGUCAUUGGUGUCUGAGGGAGUGGGGGGGCCUUUUCAAAAGAGACUCCAAGCCAGUGAUCCAAUGCAGAUAGAAAACACACCACUUCCACCUGCGGGUGCUGGGUCCCCGCAAGCCUCGACACCUGUGUCUCAGAGCACCCCAGUGUUUACCCCUGGCUCCCUUCCUGUCCCAUCGCAGCCCGAGUUCUCACAUGACAUUUUCAUUCCAUCGCCAAGUUUGGAAGAACAAUCAAAUGAUGGGAAGAAAGGCGGAGACUUACAUAAUUCAUCUUUGACUAUUGAGUGUUCGAAAACUUUGGAGAUUGAACCAAAGAAUUCCACUGAGGAUCUCGGACUCUCUUUGACAGGGGAUUCUUGCAAGUUGAUUCUUUCUACAAGUGAGUACAGUCAGUCCUCAAAGAUGGAGAGCUUGAGUUCUCACAGGAUUGAUGAAGAUGGAGAAAACUCACAGGUUGAGGAUACCGAACCCUUGUCUCCAGUUCUCAGUUCUGAACUUGUUCCUGUAGAGAGUGAUAUGAAUCCAGCAUCAGAUGGCCAAGUAGAACUGAGUCAGAAUGAUGACAAAACAAAAGGAGACGAUGCAGAGAACAGGGAUGACAUCAGUAUUUUAGCCACUGGUUUCAAAGGCACAGAAGAAACUGUAGCGGAAGACAUUUGUAUUGAUCUCACCUGUGACUCAGGAAGUCAGGCAGUUCCUUCUCCAGCAACUCGGACUGAGACACUCUCUAGUGUCUUAGAUCAGGAGGAAGCUAUGGAAGUUACAGAACACCAUCCAGAGGAAGGGUCUUCAGGGUCUGAGGUGGAAGAAAUCCCGGAGACUCCUUGUGAGAGUCAUGGAGAGGAGCCCAAAGAAGAGAAUCCAGAGGGUGUUCCAUUUCACCUUUCUCUGGCUGAAACUCAGUCCCAGGGGCUGUGUCUUCAAAAGGAAAUCCCCAAACAAGAAUGCCCAGAAGCUAUGGAUGUUGAAACCAGUGUGAUUAGUAUUGAUUCCCCCCAGAAACUGCCAGUACUUGACCAAGAAUUAGAACAGAAGGAUCAGGAAGCCUGGGAGGAAGCUACUUCAGAGGGUUCAAGUGUGGUCAUUGUAGAUGUGAAGGGGCCAUUGUCUCCCAGUGUUGAUGUUUCGGGUGAACCUUCUGAGGGAAUGGAGAAAUGCUCAGAUUCCCAGUCCUGGGAUGAUGUGGCUCCAGAAAUAGAACCAUGUGCUGAGACUAGAUUAGAACCCCAGGAAGACAAGAAUAUAGAAUAUGAUGGAGAUCAGAAAUCAGUGACUACAGAAAAGGAGCCUGUAGGGGAAGACCCUGCACAGCCUCCCCUGCCUUUAGUGAGAGCAGAAGAGCCUCCCAGACCUGACCAGGAGAUGCAACAGCCCCAGCUUCAAGAGAAAACAAAUAAGUCACUAACAGAAGACUCCAAAAUGGCUAACGCAAAGCCGCUGGGCUCAGGCAGAGAGCCCGGACAGCUCGAGAAGGCUUCUGCUCAUGCCUCGCAGAGCUUCUGUGAGAGUUCUAGCGAAACCCCAUUUCAUUUCACUUUGCCUAAAGAAGGUGAUACAAUCCCACCAUUGACUGGCGCAACCCCGCCUCUUAUUGGGCACCUAAAAUUGGAGCCCAAGAGACAUAGUACUCCUAUUGGCAUUAGCAACUAUCCAGAAAGCACCAUAGCAACCAGUGUUGUCAUGUCUGAAAGCAUGGUAGAAACCAACGAAGCCAUACUUGGGAGUGUAAAAGGCGAUUCUGGGACUGCCCCAGAAGUGGAUGAGAAACUUUGUCUAAGAAUGAAAUUGGUCAGUCCUGAAACAGAGGCCAGUGAGGAGUCUUUGCAAUUUAGCCUGGAAAAGCCUGCCACUGGUGAAAGAAGAAAUGGUUCUACUGCUGUUGCUGAGGCUGUUGCCAGUCCCCAGAAGACUGUAUCUGUGUUUGGCUGUAUCUGUGAAGCCCGACAAGGAGAUAAGGCUCAAGGUGAGGAUCUCCCCUCUGCCUCCAUCAGAGGGAGCUUGCUUCACUUUCCAAGUACUCAAGAAGAAGAGAAGAAAGCAAAACUAGAGGGUGACCACAGGAUUAGGCAGAGUGAACAACCUGUGAAGACAGUUAGUCUUCUCGAGGAUCCCGAGUCUCCUGCCUCCCAGCAGACAGUCUCACAGGGACUAUCUAGCCCACAAGGAGAAGCGAUGGAGAUAGACACACAGGAAGGCCAGCACGAAGAGCGGGAUGCCCAUCAGGAAAAGCCCAGUAAGGCCUUGAUUGAAAGGCCCACCCAAAACAACAUUGGAAUCCAAACCCUGGAGCAGUCCCUCUGGGUCCCAGAAACUGUUUCUGCAGCAACCCAGACUGUCAAGAAUGUAUGUGAGCAGGGCACGAGCACAGUGGACCAGAGCUCAGGGAAGCAAGAUGCCACAGUGCAGACUGAGAGGGGCAGCGAUGAGAAGCCCAUUGGCACCCCUGGGGAAGACACAGAGUCACUCCAAAGCCAGGGAGAGGAGGAGUUCGACAUGCCUCAGCCUCCACAGGGCCAUGUCUUGCAUCGCCACAUGAGGACAAUCCGUGAGGUCCGCACACUGGUCACCCGUGUCAUCACAGAUGUGUACUACGUGGAUGGGACAGAAGUGGAGAGGAAAGUCACUGAGGAGACUGAAGAGCCAAUUGUGGAGUGUCAGGAAUGUGAGACUGAAGUGUCCCCUUCACAGAUGGGGGGUUCCUCAGGUGAUCUGGGGGAUAUCAGCUCCUUCUCUUCCAAGGCAUCCAGCUUGCACCGCACGUCAAGUGGGACAAGUCUCUCGGCCUUGCACAGCAGUGGCAGCUCAGGGAGAGGAGCCGGACCACUCAAAGGGAAAACCAGCGGGACAGAACCCACAGAUUUUGCUUUACCCAGUUCCAGAGGAGGCCCAGGAAAACUGAGUCCUAGGAAAGGAAUCAAUCAGACAGGGGCGCCAGUGUGUGAGGAGGAUGGUGAUGCAGGCCUUGGCGUCAGACAGGGAGGGAAGGCGCCAGGAACACCUCGAGGGCGUGGGCGAAGGGGCCGUCCGCCUUCUCGGACCACUGGAACCAGAGAAGCAGUUUUACCUGGCCCACUGGGCAUAGAGGACAUUUCACCCAGCAUGUCGCCAGAUGACAAAUCCUUCACCCGAAUUUUGCCCCGAGUACCAGACACUACCAGAAGAGCAGAUGUGGGCGCGGGUGCUCUGCGUCGUAGCGACUCUCCAGAGAUACCUUUCCAGGCUGCUGCUGGCUCCUCAGAUGGCUUAGACACUUCCUCUCCAGGGAACAGCUUCGUAGGGCUCCGUGUUGUAGCCAAAUGGUCAUCCAAUGGCUAUUUUUACUCUGGGAAAAUCACACGAGAUGUGGGAGCUGGGAAGUACAAGUUGCUUUUUGAUGAUGGGUACGAGUGUGAUGUGCUGGGCAAAGACAUUCUCCUGUGUGACCCCAUCCCGCUGGACACUGAGGUGACCGCGCUCUCGGAGGACGAGUAUUUCAGUGCAGGAGUGGUGAAAGGGCAUAGGAAGGAGUCUGGGGAGCUGUACUACAGCAUUGAGAAAGAAGGCCAAAGGAAGUGGUAUAAGCGAAUGGCUGUCAUCCUGUCUUUGGAGCAAGGAAACAGACUGAGAGAGCAGUAUGGGCUUGGUCCAUACGAGGCAGUGACACCCCUCACAAAGGCGGCAGACAUCAGCUUAGACAAUCUGGUCGAAGGUAAGCGGAAGCGGCGCAGUAACAUCAGCUCCCCCGCCACGCCUGCCGCCUCCAGCAGCAGCAGCACGACCCCCACCCGGAAGGUCACAGAAAGUCCUCGGGCCUCCGUGGGAGUUCCAUCAGGCAAAAGAAAACUGGUCACUUCAGAAGAGGACCGGUCCCCUGCCAAGCGAGGGCGAAAGUCCGCCACUGUGAAGCCCGGUGCGGUUGGGGCAGGAGAAUUCAUGAGCCCCUGUGAGAGCGGAGACUACACAGUAGACCCCUCUGUCCUGGAAGAGCAGAGGGGACCUUUGCCCCUCAACAAGACUUUAUUUCUGGGUUAUGCUUUUCUCCUCACCAUGGCCACAACAAGCGACAAGUUAGCCAGCCGCUCCAAACUACCAGAUCUCCCUACUGGCAGCAGUGAGGAGGAGGAAGAGUUUUUAGAAAUUCCUCCUUUCAACAAGCAGUACACAGAAUCCCAGCUUCGAGCAGGAGCUGGCUAUAUCCUUGAAGAUUUCAAUGAAGCCCAGUGUAACACGGCCUACCAGUGUCUUCUCAUUGCUGAUCAGCACUGCCGGACCCGGAAGUACUUCCUGUGCCUUGCCAGUGGGAUCCCUUGUGUGUCUCAUGUCUGGGUCCAUGACAGUUGCCAUGCUAACCAGCUCCAGAACUACCGUAAUUAUCUGUUGCCAGCUGGGUACAGCCUUGAGGAGCAGAGAAUUCUCGACUGGCAACCCCGGGAAAACCCUUUCCAGAAUCUGAAGGUACUCUUAGUGUCGGAUCAGCAGCAGAACUUCCUGGAGCUCUGGUCUGAGAUCCUCAUGACAGGGGGCGCAGCCUCUGUGAAGCAGCACCAUUCCAGUGCCCAUAACAAAGAUAUUGCUCUAGGGGUGUUUGACGUGGUGGUGACAGACCCCUCGUGCCCAGCCUCCGUGCUGAAGUGUGCUGAAGCAUUGCAGCUGCCUGUGGUGUCUCAAGAGUGGGUGAUCCAGUGCCUCAUUGUUGGGGAGAGAAUUGGAUUCAAGCAGCAUCCAAAAUACAAACACAACUAUGUUUCUCACUAAAGAUAUUUGGUCUUUCUGG
This is a messenger RNA of Fukomys damarensis (Damara mole-rat), 6056 nucleotides long. It is a transcript of the gene Tp53bp1, whose product is annotated as tumor protein p53 binding protein 1. Lineage: Eukaryota; Metazoa; Chordata; Mammalia; Rodentia; Bathyergidae. Gene Ontology annotation, biological process: positive regulation of transcription by RNA polymerase II; DNA damage checkpoint signaling. Bases 146 to 6037 code for a protein of 1963 amino acids. The transcript has 28 exons. Gene Ontology annotation, cellular component: nucleus. The record is from RefSeq and is a predicted model, not a curated record. Gene Ontology annotation, molecular function: histone binding.